AUGUCACCGCAUCAAGUCCAAGAUCCGCCGACCGGGCAACGACGGGCGAGCUGGAAGGAGGCUUCCGUAUACCAGAUAUGGCCUGCCUCCUUCAAGGACUCGACAGGGUCGGGAACGGGAGAUCUGAAGGGUGUCAUCUCCAAGGUCGACUACCUCAAGAAGCUGGGCGUCGAUGUCGUCUGGUUGUCGCCUAUCUUCGAAAGCCCUCAAGCUGAUAUGGGAUAUGACAUUAGUAAUUACCGGGUGAUUGAUUCCCGGUAUGGUUCUAUUGAGGACGUAGAUGUCUUGAGGGACAGACUCCACGAACGAGGGAUGAAGCUCGUCAUGGAUCUCGUCAUGAAUCAUACAAGCGACCAGCAUGAGUGGUUCAAGCAGUCGCGCAGUUCUCGCGACAACAAAUAUCGCGAUUGGUACAUCUGGAAGCCUGCCCGGUUUGAUGCGCAGGGCAACCGUCAACCACCUAACAAUUGGGUUAGCCACUUUCAAGGGAACGCGUGGCAAUGGGAUGAAUGCACAGGAGAGUACUAUCUCCACCUCUAUGGCAAGGAACAGCCAGAUCUGAACUGGGAGAACCCUGCGGUUCGCCGCGAGGUGCAUGACACCAUGCGAUUCUGGCUCGACCGUGGCAUCGACGGUUUCCGUUUCGACGUGAUCAACUUUGUCAGUAAGGGCACGGAGUUCCCAGAUUCAUCCAGCGACUUCUUCCCGGGAUCUGAGUUCUAUGCCGCUGGGCCUCGACUCCACGAGUACCUGCAGGAGCUGGGAAGCAUUCUCCAAGAGUAUGACGCCUUCAGCGUGGGCGAGAUGCCAUGCGUCCAUGACACAAAAGAAAUUAUCAAGAGUGUCCAGCAAGACCGAGGCGAGUUCAACAUGAUUUUCCACUUUGAGCUAAUGGACAUCGAUCACGGACCAGAGGGCAAGUUCCACCCCGGCCAAUGGUCACUCUCGGAUCUCAAGAGAACAGUCAACAAGUGGCAGCAAUUCAUGUACCAGAACAAUGGCUGGAACGCCCUGUACAUGGAGAACCACGACCAGCCACGUGCCGUGAGCCGCUUCGCCAAUGACAGCCCCGAGCAUCGUGUGCAGAGCGCCAAGAUGAUUGCGGUCUUCCUUGGACUACAGGCCGGCACUCCUUUCGUUUACCAGGGCCAGGAGCUCGGCAUGCACAAUGUGCCUACUGACUGGCCCAUGGAGGAAUACCAAGACAUUGAUUGCUUGAAUCAUUGGAGACUCAAAGGCGAGAAUGCCGACCCCGAAACGCGGGCAAUGUUCCGAAGGGAAUAUCAGAAGAAGUCCCGCGACAAUGCACGCACCCCCGUGCAGUGGGAUUCGAGCCAGCAUGCUGGGUUUACCUCUGCUGAGAAACCCUGGAUGGCAGUCAACCCCAACUACACUGCCAUCAAUGCCGCAGCCCAGCUCGAUGACCCCAACUCAGUAUUCAACUGCUGGCGAUCAGUUCUGGAGACGAGGAAGAAGUACAAGGACAUUGUCGUGUACGGGCGCUUUGAUCUUGUGGACGAGAAGAAUGACAAGAUCUUUGCGUACUCACGGACAUCGCCCGAGGGUCGGGUCUUGGUUGUGUGCAACUUUUCCGCUGAGAAGGUUGAAUGGGUUGGUAUCUCAGCGACUGUCCAAGAGGUGAUUGCGACAACGACUGGCAGAUCUCAAGAGGGUCUAGAGACGGCAGAGGGCCUUCAGUUGGAGCCCUUCGAGGCCAUUGCUAUGUUGGUAACAGAAUAG
Messenger RNA from Penicillium cataractarum, 1740 nucleotides. Its product is annotated as glycoside hydrolase family 13 protein. Gene Ontology annotation, molecular function: alpha-amylase activity. The record is from RefSeq and is a predicted model, not a curated record. The coding region runs from base 1 to 1740 and encodes 579 amino acids. NCBI's taxonomy places the organism in Eukaryota, Fungi, Ascomycota, Eurotiomycetes, Eurotiales, Aspergillaceae. Gene Ontology annotation, biological process: oligosaccharide catabolic process. The transcript is spliced from 5 exons.